Pipistrellus nathusii (Nathusius's pipistrelle) is the source of this 993-nucleotide messenger RNA. NCBI's taxonomy places the organism in Eukaryota, Metazoa, Chordata, Mammalia, Chiroptera, Vespertilionidae. The record is from the annotation of a GenBank genome assembly.
AUGGAGCUGCUGUCCACUCCCCACAGCAUCGAGGUCAACAACAUCACCUGUGACUCCUUCCGCAUCUCCUGGGCCAUGGAGAACAGCGACCUGGAGAGGGUCACCCAUUACUUCAUCGACCUCAACAAGAAGGAGAAUAAGAACUCCAACAAAUUCAAGCACCGGGAUGUUCCCACAAAGCUUGUGGCCAAGGCCGUGCCACUGCCCAUGACGGUGCGAGGCCACUGGUUCCUGAGCCCCCGCACGGAGUACAGCGUGGCGGUGCAGACGGCGGUGAAGCAGAGCGACGGGGAGUACCUCGUAUCCGGCUGGAGCGAGACAGUGGAGUUCUGCACCGGAGAUUAUGCCAAGGAGCACCUGGCACAGCUGCAGGAGAAGGCCGAGCAGAUCGCAGGCCGCAUGCUGCGCUUCUCUGUCUUCUACCGCAACCAUCACAAGGAGUACUUCCAGCACGCCAGGACCCACUGCGGGAACAUGCUGCAGACCUACCUGAAGGACAACAGCGGCAGCCACGGCUCCCCCACCAGCGGCAUGCUCCACGGCGUCUUCUUCAGCUGCAACACGGAGUUCAACACCGGCCAGCCCCCGCAGGACUCCCCCUACGGCCGCUGGCGCUUCCAGAUCCCCGCCCAGCGCCUCUUCAACCCCAGCACCAACCUCUACUUUGCGGACUUCUACUGCAUGUACACGGCCUACCACUACGCCAUCCUGGUGCUGGCCCCCAAGGGCUCCCUGGGGGACCGCUUCUGCCGAGACCGCCUGCCCCUUCUGGACAUUGCCUGCAACAAGUUCCUGACCUGCAGCGUGGAGGAUGGGGAGCUGGUCUUCCGCCACGCCCAGGACCUCAUCCUGGAGAUCAUCUACACGGAGCCCGUCGACCUGUCCCUGGGCACCCUGGGGGAGAUCAGCGGCCACCAGCUCAUGAGCCUGUCCACUGCCGACGCCAAGAAAGACCCCAGCUGCAAGACCUGCAACAUCAGUGUGGGCCGCUAG